Messenger RNA from Homalodisca vitripennis (glassy-winged sharpshooter), 522 nucleotides. Its product is annotated as dnaJ homolog subfamily C member 10-like. The annotation marks the transcript as partial. Lineage: Eukaryota; Metazoa; Arthropoda; Insecta; Hemiptera; Cicadellidae. The record is from RefSeq and is a predicted model, not a curated record. The transcript has 3 exons.
GGUGACUCUGAGGCUCACGAUAAAUUUGUAAAAGUGACCAGAGCUUAUGAGGUAUUGAAGGAUCCCCAGCAGCGGAAACAUUAUGAUCUGCAUGGCGAGACGACCUCCUCUUCCUGGAGCCAAUCACAGUACCAUAGCUACACCUACUACAGGGACCAUUUCGGCAUAUACGACGAUGACCCCAACGUCAUAACCUUAAACUCUGCAGACUUUGAGACUAUGGUGGAGAAAUCACCCAAGCAGUGGUUUAUCAACUUCUACUCCCCACUGUGCUCCCAUUGCCAUGAUCUAGCUCCUGCAUGGCGACGGCUAGCUGCAGAUCUAGAAGACGUGGUUAUGUUUGGAGCUGUCAACUGUGAGGAAGACUGGAACCUCUGUCGUCAGCAGAACAUUCGUUCCUACCCCUCCUUGGUGCUCUAUCCCUCGAAGGAACGCUACAACGGCCGCCCACACGCUGAGGAGUCUCCUCCUCCCAGUUGUGUGCUUGAGCCCGAGCUGGUGAAGGACGUUCGGAACAUGUAG